AUGGCACCUACAGCAACACCUAGCUUUAACAUUAAAUUUCCAUCGCGUAAAGAAAGAGCAGUCAAACGAGUUACUAAAUGUGAAACACGGGAAAUUCAAAAACGUCUUGAACCACCAAAGCCUGUUCGCGUUCGUCCUCCUCCAAAGCCAAAGACACCGAAACUUGUCAAACCGCCAGCUACACUUUCGAAGCCAACAAGUACUGCUCGUGAUGCUCGGCCUCGUUCUAAUCUAUUUUCUAAAAUAUCGAAUUCAUGUAAAACGCCAGUCGUGUCUACAUCACGUACUUUACAAGCAGCUGAUUUAGAAAAACUAGCUCGUAUCAAUUGUUCACGUGAAUUUAGUCUUUUUCAUCAAUGUAUUAAGCCUGACUUGCCGAAAGCAUUCGAAAAUGAAUUAGCAUUUUUACAAACGAAAUUACAACUUUUAAAAAAUGAAUUUGAGAAUAGACAAUCUGAACAUUUAAAUUUUCAACAAAUCAAAGAUUAUUAUAAUGAAGCUCUUAAAGAUCAUAAACGCCGUCAAGUUAAACCAGAUGAAUUUGCAACAAUAGCUGAAAAGUUCCGACUAGAUAUUAAACAAGCUAUUGAUAAAUGGCUUCGAAGAAAAGACUUUAAACCACCAAAACAAGUAACAUUCAUUUUACAAAAACGUCAAGAGAAUGUUCGAGAGCAAAUUAAAAAUACAAUGGCGGAACAAAAACGACAACAACAAGUAAUUAAACAUGGUGAAAAUAAAACUGAAAGUAAAGUUACAAUAGAAUCGGCAAUGACAACUCAUAAUUCGACAACAGUAUCAAUUGAUGACGAUGAUGAUAUUAUGAUAAUUGAUUAG
Molecule: messenger RNA, 834 nt
Organism: Rotaria socialis
Lineage: Eukaryota; Metazoa; Rotifera; Eurotatoria; Philodinida; Philodinidae
Source: the annotation of a GenBank genome assembly